UUGCAGAUUCUCUGGAAUUCCCGCUUCCCCAGAAAAAAUCUCUGAAAAAUUGCACAGCAUUUUCUUUUCGCUGAAAUGGGAGCAGAGAGAGAAUCAUAUUAGCAGAACCGACCUUCAAUAAUGGCGAGACUUCUGGGUAGUUGUUGCAGGAAUCACUGAGACUUAUUGGGGAAGCCUUGGUAGUUGGGCUUUUCAAUGGCUCAAGAUACUUCCGGCACCGAUUCAAAUUACAAGCGCCAAGGUCUCUUGAAAGAUCAAGUGCGUUUGGUCAAGAGGAAAGACAGUGAUCGCUAUGAGAUUGUCCCAAUCCAUGAUCUUCUGUCCUUUGACAAGGGUUUCUUUAUAGUAAUCCGUGCUUGCCAACUGUUAGCCCAGAAAAAUGAUGGAAUGAUAUUGGUAGGAUUGGCUGGCCCUUCUGGGGCUGGUAAAACUAUAUUUACAGAAAAAAUACUCAAUUUCAUGCCUGGCAUUGCAGUCAUUUCAAUGGACAAUUACAAUGAUUCCAGUCGAAUUGUUGAUGGGAACUUUGAUGAUCCACGCUUAACAGACUAUGAUACAUUGCUCCAGAAUGUCCAUGAUUUGAAGGCAGGAAAAUCAGUUGAGGUUCCAAUCUAUGAUUUUAAGUCCAGUUCACGCACAGGAUACAGAACAGUUGAAGUCCCCAGCUCCCGCAUUGUGAUCAUAGAGGGCAUCUAUGCAUUAAGUGAGAAGUUGCGACCCCUACUGGACCUUCGAGUAUCUGUCACUGGUGGAGUUCACUUGGACCUUGUCAAACGAGUUAUUCGGGACAUACAACGUGCUGGCCAAGAACCUGAAGAAAUUAUUCAUCAAAUAUCUGAGACGGUAUACCCAAUGUACAAGGCCUUUAUUGAACCAGAUCUUCAGACAGCGCACAUCAAAAUUGUCAACAAAUUCAAUCCAUUUACUGGUUUUCAAAGUCCUACCUACAUACUAAAGUCGGCAAGGAAAGUAACAGUUGAUGAAAUUAAAGCUGUUCUCUCUGAAGAUUAUAAGGAAACAACAGAGCAGACUUAUGACAUAUAUCUUCUGCCUCCUGGUGAAGAUCCAGAAACUUGCCAAUCAUACCUACGGAUGCGGAACAAAGAUGGGAAAUACUGUCUGAUGUUUGAGGAAUGGGUGACAGAUAAUCCUUUUGUUAUAUCCCCAAGAAUUACUUUUGAGGUAAGUGUGCGCCUUCUUGGUGGGCUGAUGGCCUUGGGGUACACGAUUGCUGCCAUCCUUAAAAGAGAUAGCCAUGUGUACUCUGACGAUAGGAUCUGUGUGAAACUUGAUUGGCUUGAGCAACUGAAUCGACAUUAUGUUCAGGUGCAUGGAAGAGAUCGCAUGGUUGUAAAAUAUGCAGCAGAGCAGCUGGGUCUGGAUGGUUCUUACAUUCCUCGUACCUACAUUGAGCAAAUUCAACUUGAAAAGCUUGUAAAUGAAGUUAUGGCCUUGCCAGAUGAUUUGAAGACAAAGCUUAGCCUAGAUGAGGAUUUGGUGUCAAGCCCCAAAGAAGCCCUUUCUCGAGCCUCUGCAGACAGGGUUGCCAUGAGAAGUAAGCAUAUCAGAAGCCUGUCACAAUCAUAUACAAAUCAAAGGGACAAGAACCUAGCGAAACUUGCACUAUAUGUUUCCAAGAAUCGCGGGUUUAGUGAAAGAAAUCUGGAUUUGCCAACAACACCAUCAAAUCAGCUAAACAUCACUCAGCUUUCCGAGCAAAUCUCCUCUCUUAAUGAUAGAAUGGACGAGUUUACAAAUCGCAUUGAGGAGCUGAACUCAAAGUUAGCUAUCAAGAAAAAUUCUCUCAGCCAGCAAAAUAUGUCCCUCCAAGCCGAAGCUUGCAGUGGUUCUGCUCCUACCUCUUACUUCCUUACUAGUCUGGGCAGUGGCUCUUUAACUGGAUCCAUUAUGCCAAAUUCCUCAUCUUCAUUGCAGUUAGCCAAAGAGUCACCUUUAAUUGAAGAGGUAUCUUAA
Molecule: messenger RNA, 1974 nt
Organism: Neltuma alba
Lineage: Eukaryota; Viridiplantae; Streptophyta; Magnoliopsida; Fabales; Fabaceae
Product: inorganic pyrophosphatase TTM2-like
Exons: 11
Coding region: 196-1974 (592 amino acids)
Molecular function (GO): kinase activity; ATP binding
Source: RefSeq, a predicted model, not a curated record